AUGGCGUCUUACACAAAACAGAAGACAUCAAUGGCGUCUUACACAAAACAGAAGACAUCAAAGCCGUCUUACACAAAACAGAAGACACCAAUACCGUCUUACACAAAACAGACGAUAUCAAUGGCGUCUUACACAAAGAAGAAGACACCAAUACCGUCUUACACAAAACAGAAGACACCAAUACCGUCUUACACAAAACAGACGAUAUCAAUGGCGUCUUACACAAAACAGAAGACAUCAAUAUCGUCUUACACAAAACAGAAGACAUCAAUGGCGUCUUACACAAAACAGAAGAUAUCAAUACCGUCUUACACAAAACAGAAGACAUCAAUACCGUCUUACACAAAACAGACGAUAUCAAUGGCGUCUUACACAAAACAGAAGACAUCAAUACCGUCUAACACAAAACAGAAGACAUUAAUACCGUCUUACACAAAACAGAAGACAUCAAUACCGUCUUACACAAAACAGAAGACAUCAAUACCGUCUUACACAAAACAGAAGACACCAAUACCGUCUUACACAAAACAGAAGACAUCAAUACCGUCUUACGCAAAACAGAAGACAUCAAUGGCGUCUAACACAAAACAGAAGACAUCAAUACCGUCUUACACAAAACAGAAGACACCAAUACCGUCUUACACAAAACAGACGAUAUCAAUGGCGUCUUACACAAAACAGACGACAUCAAUACCGUCUUACACAAAACGGAAGACAUCAAUACCGUCUUACACAAAGAAGAAGACACCAAUACCGUCUUACACAAAACAGACGACAUCAAUACCGUCUUACACAAAACGGAAGACAUCAAUGGCGUCUUACACAAAACAGAAGACAUCAAUGGCGUCUUACACAAAACAGAAGCCAUCAAUGGCGUCUUACAGAAAGAAGAAGACAUCCAUACCGUCUUACACAAAACAGACGGUAUCAAUGGCGUCUUACACAAAGAAGAAGACACCAAUACCGUCUUACACAAAACGGAAGACAUCAAUACCGUCUAACACAAAACAGAAGCCAUCAAUACCGUCUAACACAAAACAGAAGCCAUCAAUACCGUCUAACACAAAACAGAAGCCAUCAAUACCGUCUAACACAAAACAGAAGCCAUCAAUACCGUCUAACACAAAACAGAAGACAUCAAUACCGUCUUACACAAAACAGAAGACACCAAUACCGUCUUACACAAAACAGAAGACAUCAAUACCGUCUUACGCAAAACAGAAGACAUCAAUGGCGUCUAACACAAAACAGAAGACAUCAAUACCGUCUUACACAAAACAGAAGACACCAAUACCGUCUUACACAAAACAGACGAUAUCAAAGGCGUCUUACACAAAACAGACGACAUCAAUACCGUCUUACACAAAACGGAAGACAUCAAUACCGUCUUACACAAAACGGAAGACAUCAAUACCGUCUUACACAAAACAGAAGACAUCAAUGGCGUCUUUCACAAAACAGACGACAUCAAUACCGUCUUACACAAAACGGAAGACAUCAAUACCGUCUUACACAAAACGGAAGACAUCAAUACCGUCUUACACAAAACAGAAGACAUCAAUGGCGUCUUACACAAAACAGAAGCCAUCAAUGGCGUCUUACAGAAAGAAGAAGACAUCCAUACCGUCUUACACAAAACAGACGGUAUCAAUGGCGUCUUACACAAAGAAGAAGACACCAAUACCGUCUUACACAAAACAGAAGACACCAAUGGCGUCUUACACAAAACAGAAGACAUCAAUACCGUCUUACACAAAACAGAAGACAUCAAUACCGUCUUACACAAAACAGAAGACACCAAUACCGUCUAACACAAAACAGAAGCCAUCAAUACCGUCUAACACAAAACAGAAGACAUCAAAACCGUCUUACACAAAACAGACGAUAUCAAUGGCGUCUUACACAAAGAAGAAGACACCAAUACCGUCUUACACAAAACAGAAGACACCAAUGGCGUCUUACACAAAACAGAAGACAUCAAUACCGUCUUACACAAAACAGAAGACAUCAAUACCGUCUUACACAAAACAGAAGACAUCAAUACCGUCUUACACAAAACAGAAGACACCAAUACCGUCUAACACAAAACAGAAGCCAUCAAUACCGUCUAACACAAAACAGAAGACAUCAAUACCGUCUUACACAAAACAGACGAUAUCAAUGGCGUCUUACACAAAACAGAAGACACCAAUACCGUCUUACACAAAACAGACGAUAUCAAUGGCGUCUUACACAAAGAAGAAGACAUCAAUACCGUCUUACACAAAACAGACGAUAUCAAUGGCGUCUUACACAAAGAAGAAGACAUCAAUACCGUCUUACACAAAACAGACGAUAUCAAUGGCGUCUUACACAAAACAGAAGACAUCAAUACCGUCUUACACAAAACGGAAGACAUCAAUACUGUCUAACACAAAACAGAAGCCAUCAAUACCGUCUAACACAAAACAGAAGCCAUCAAUACCGUCUAACACAAAACAGAAGCCAUCAAUACCGUCUAACACAAAACAGAAGACAUCAAUGGCGUCUUACACAAAGAAGAUGUUGAUGGAAUUACGCUGUGGACACCUUGCAAUGUAG
Molecule: messenger RNA, 2580 nt
Organism: Pecten maximus
Lineage: Eukaryota; Metazoa; Mollusca; Bivalvia; Pectinida; Pectinidae
Product: adhesive plaque matrix protein-like
Exons: 1
Coding region: 1-2580 (859 amino acids)
Biological process (GO): hemopoiesis; leukocyte tethering or rolling
Cellular component (GO): plasma membrane
Source: RefSeq, a predicted model, not a curated record